Messenger RNA from Humulus lupulus (European hop), 1417 nucleotides. RefSeq names its product endonuclease 1. Gene Ontology annotation, biological process: DNA catabolic process. The record is from RefSeq and is a predicted model, not a curated record. NCBI's taxonomy places the organism in Eukaryota, Viridiplantae, Streptophyta, Magnoliopsida, Rosales, Cannabaceae. The transcript is spliced from 9 exons. Gene Ontology annotation, molecular function: endonuclease activity; nucleic acid binding. The coding region runs from base 102 to 1004 and encodes 300 amino acids.
GAGUUUUUUUUAUAUAGUUGCAACUACUACUUGUGUAGAAUCAUAUCUUCUGUUUUAUCAUAUUCAUAUUGGAGAAUCAAGGUUGAGAAAAGCUGAAACCAAUGGAUAGAUAUAGUUUUGGGUUAGUUUUGGUGCUGGCCCUUGCUUCAAUUACAGUUCCAAGUGCUCAUGGUUGGAGUAAAGAGGGUCAUACUAUGACGUGUCAGAUAGCCCAGGCACUGCUAGAUUCGGAGGCAGCCGAAGCUGUUCGAAAUCUGCUACCUGACUACGUCAAUGGCGAUUUAUCGGCCCUCUGCGUUUGGCCCGAUCAAGUCCGCCACUGGUACCGAUACCGCUGGACUAGCCCUCUUCACUUCAUUGACACCCCCGACCAAGCUUGCUCCUUCGACUAUUCCAGGGACUGCCAUGAUCAACAUGGGUUGGAGAACAUGUGUGUUGCUGGUGCGAUCCAGAAUUUCACUUCUCAGCUCUCGCAUUACCGCGAAGGAACCUCCGAUCGCCGAUAUAAUAUGACUGAGGCCUUGUUGUUCCUAUCUCAUUUCAUGGGAGAUAUUCACCAGCCAAUGCAUGUUGGAUUUACUACUGAUGAAGGAGGAAACACCAUUAAUCUACGCUGGUUCAGACACAAAUCCAAUUUGCACCAUGUAUGGGAUAGAGAGAUUAUACUGACUGCUCUAAAAGAUUAUUAUGAAAAGAAUACGGACCUUCUCCUACAAGACAUUAAGGGAAACUACACUGAUGGAGUGUGGUCUGAUGAUGUUUCUUCUUGGGAACAUUGUGAUGAUCUUGCUUCAUGUAUAAACAAAUUCGCCGUUGAGAGCAUAAACAUAGCUUGCAAAUGGGGUUACAAAGACGUUGAACCCGGUGUUACUCUUGCAGACGAUUACUUUGAUUCCAGGAUGCCAAUUCUAAUGAAACGCAUAGCACAGGGUGGAGUACGAUUAGCCAUGAUUUUGAACCGGGUUUUAGGUGAGUCCGACGAAGGACUCGCCACGCCAACUUAACCAACUGACAAUAGUGACAGAAGAAGAUCAUAUCUGGACAUUCAUCGAACUUUUUCUUUGGUUUAAAAUUAAACCACCCCAAAGUUUAGCUGACCAGGUAUAUAGUGUCUACAUUGGUUUAGUUAUGUUGUAACCCCCCUUGUAACUUGUAAGUUGCAAUGUCACUGUUAAUUCCCAACUAUUAGUAACAGAUUGUAUAAUUCUUAGCUUUGAUAAAACAAUCUUGAUUUCUCAAAUGAAGGUGGUUGACCAGGUCACAACCAUAGAUCUUGAGAAAAUAUCUGAUAACUUCUGAAAUAUGUAUUAAAACAUUGAAGGAGUACAUAACAAUUAUUAUGAAACGUUUGGCAAUCAAAUGUCAUAAUUUAAGAAAAGUAUUAAAAGGCGGCUCCAACAUUGCGGGCCAAGGGUAA